AUGAUGUGCGAGGUGAUGCCAACCAUCAGUGAGGCGGAAGGGCCCCCAGGAGGCAGCGGGAGCCAGGGGUCUGGCUCCCCGUCCCAGUCGGAUGCGGACUCCCAUUUUGAACAGUUGAUGGUCUCCAUGCUGGAAGAACGGGACCGUCUUCUGGACACAUUGAGGGAAACUCAGGAAACGCUGGCCCUUACCCAGGGCAAGCUCCACGAGGUGGGGCACGAGCGAGACUCCUUGCAGAGGCAGCUCAACACUGCACUUCCGCAGGAGUUUGCAGCACUUACGAAAGAGCUCAAUGUGUGUCGGGAGCAGCUCCUCGAGAGAGAAGAAGAGAUUGCCGAGCUGAAAGCUGAGCGGAACAACACCAGGCUGCUGCUGGAGCAUCUGGAGUGCCUGGUGUCACGGCAUGAGCGGUCUCUCAGGAUGACGGUGGUGAAGAGACAGGCCCAGUCCCCAGCAGGGGUCUCCAGCGAAGUCGAAGUCCUCAAAGCGCUCAAGUCGCUGUUCGAGCACCACAAAGCCCUGGACGAGAAGGUGAGGGAGAGAUUACGAGUAGCACUUGAAAGGUGUAGUUUGUUAGAAGAAGAACUAGGUGCCACCCAUAAAGAGUUAAUGAUCCUUAAAGAACAGAAUAAUCAGAAAAAAACCCUAGCGGAUGGGCUGCUGGACAUGAACCACGAGCAGGGAAACACGCCGAGCACGAACGGAAAGAGGUCUUCUGACGGCUCCCUGAGCCACGAGGAGGACCUGGCCAAGGUGGUGGAGCUCCAGGACAUCAUAGACAAGCAGUCCCGAGAGCAGGGCCAGAUGAAGGAGCGGCUGGCCGCCCUGUCCAGCCGCGUCACCGAGCUGGAGGAGGACCUGGACACAGCGCGGAAGGACCUCAUCAAGUCUGAGGAAGUGAACACGAAGCUGCAGAGGGAUGUCCGCGAGGCCAUGGCCCAGAAGGAGGACAUGGAGGAGAGAAUCACCACCCUUGAAAAGCGCUACCUCGCCGCACAGCGUGAAGCCACAUCUGUGCACGACCUCAACGACAAGCUGGAAAACGAGAUUGCGAACAAGGACUCCAUGCAUCGGCAGACCGAGGACCGGAACCGACAGCUGCAGGAGCGCCUGGAGCUGGCGGAGCAGAAGCUGCAGCAGACCCUGCGGAAGGCGGAGACCUUGCCCGAGGUGGAGGCGGAGCUGGCCCAGAGGGUGGCCGCACUCUCCAAGGCGGAAGAGAGGCACGGCAACAUCGAGGAGCGGCUGCGGCAGAUGGAGGUGCAGCUGGAGGAGAAGAACCAGGAGCUGCAGCGGGCGCGGCAAAGAGAGAAAAUGAACGAAGAACAUAAUAAACGCUUAUCAGACACUGUGGACAAGCUCCUCUCAGAAUCUAAUGAGAGGCUUCAGCUUCACCUCAAAGAGAGAAUGGCUGCUCUGGAAGACAAGAAUUCUCUGUUACGAGAAGUUGAAAAUGCAAAAAAGCAGCUAGAAGAAACGCAGCAUGACAAGGAACAGCUGGUACUGAACAUAGAGGCUCUGCGGACUGAACUAGACCAGAUGAGGCUGAGAGGGGCCCCCCUUCAUCACGGCCGGCCGCACUUGGGCAGCGUCCCUGACUUCAGGUUCCCUGUGGCCGACAGUCACACAGAUGCUUACGGCGCGGGCUCCGUGUUGCGCCGCACCCAGAAGGGCCGGCUGGCCGCUCUGCGAGAUGAGCCCUCCAAGGUACAAACGCUGAAUGAGCAGGACUGGGAACGCGCCCAGCAAGCUAGUGUCCUGGCAAAUGUCGCACAGGCCUUUGAGAGUGACGUGGACGUGUCUGACGGGGAGGAGGACAGAGACCCUCUCUUCAGCUCGGUUGAUCUCUUGUCACCCAGCGGACAGGCCGAUGCCCAGACCUUGGCAAUGAUGCUUCAGGAGCAGCUGGAUGCCAUCAACAAAGAGAUCAGGUUGAUCCAGGAGGAGAAGGAGAGCGCUGAGCAGCGGGCCGAGGAGAUCGAGAGCAGGGUCGGGAGCGGGAGCCUCGACAAUCUUGGUCGUUUUAGAUCAGUGAGCUCCAUCCCCCCGUACCCCGCCUCCUCGCUGGCCGGCUCCUCCCCUCCAGGCAGCGGCCGCUCCACCCCGAGGAGGAUUCCCCAGAGCCCUGCCCGCGAGGUGGACAGACUGGGCAUCAUGACCCUGCCUAGCGAUCUCAGGAAGCAUCGUAGAAAGCUGCCUGCUUCCAGAGAAGAGGUACGAGACGACAAGACAACGAUAAAAUGUGAAACAUCCCCGCCCUCCUCCCCUCGGUCCCUGCGGCUGGACAGGCUGCACAAAGGCGCCUUGUACACAGUCAGCCACGAGGACAUCAGGGACGUACGGAACUCCACAGGCUCCCAGGACGGGCACGUGAGCAACCCCAGCAGCAGCAACAGCAGCCAGGACUCGCUCCACAAAGCCCCCAAGAAGAAGGGGAUCAAGUCCUCCAUCGGCCGCUUGUUUGGGAAGAAGGAGAAGGGCCGGCCCGGCCAGACCGCCAGAGAAGGCCUGGGGCAAGCUGGCCUCUCAGAGACAGAAAAUGCCUCUCCAGACGCCCUGGGACUUAGCAAGUUGGGAGGACAGGCGGAGAAGAACCGUAAACUACAAAAGAAGCAUGAGCUGCUGGAGGAGGCCCGGAGGCAGGGCCUGCCCUUCGCCCAGUGGGACGGGCCCACUGUCGUCGUGUGGCUGGAGCUCUGGGUGGGGAUGCCAGCCUGGUAUGUGGCUGCGUGCCGGGCAAACGUGAAGAGUGGGGCCAUCAUGUCGGCUUUGUCGGACACUGAGAUCCAGCGUGAAAUCGGCAUCAGCAACCCCCUGCACAGGCUGAAGCUGAGGCUAGCCAUCCAGGAGAUCAUGUCACUGACCAGCCCGUCGGCCCCGCCCACCUCUAGGACGAGCACAGGAAAUGUCUGGUUAACGCACGAGGAGAUGGAAACUCUUACGGCCACACCACAAACGGAGGAUGAGGAGGGAAGCUGGGCGCAGACGCUCGCCUACGGGGACAUGAACCACGAGUGGAUCGGCAACGAGUGGCUGCCCAGCCUGGGCCUGCCGCAGUACCGCAGCUACUUCAUGGAGUGCCUUGUGGACGCCAGGAUGCUGGACCACCUGACCAAGAAGGACCUCCGGGGGCAGCUCAAGAUGGUGGACAGCUUCCACAGAAACAGUUUCCAGUGUGGAAUCAUGUGUCUGCGAAAGUUAAAUUACGACCGGAAAGAGCUGGAAAGAAAGAGGGAAGAAAGCCAGAACGAAGUAAAAGAUGUCCUUGUCUGGAGCAAUGAUCGGGUGAUCCGCUGGAUCCUGGCCAUCGGCCUUAAGGAGUAUGCGAACAAUCUCAUCGAGAGCGGCGUGCAUGGCGCGCUUGUGGCUUUAGACGAGACCUUCGACUUCAAUGCGCUGGCGCUGCUGCUGCAGAUCCCUACGCAGAACACGCAGGCUCGGGCGGUCUUGGAGAGAGAGUUCAACAACCUUUUGGUCAUGGGCACCGACAGGAGGUUCGACGAGGAUGAUGACAAAACCUUCCGGCGAGCCCCCUCCUGGAGGAAGAAGUUCAGACCGAAGGAUGUGCGAGGCCUAGCGGCUGGGUCAGCAGAGACGCUGCCUGCCAACUUCCGGGUCACGGCUUCCACGUCGUCACCCUCCAUGCAGCCAAAGAAGGUGCAGCUGGACGGCGAGGUGCCGGGGACGCAGAGGCUGGACUCGGCCACAGUGCGGACCUACUCCUGUUGA
Elephantulus edwardii (Cape elephant shrew) is the source of this 3729-nucleotide messenger RNA. RefSeq names its product protein tyrosine phosphatase, receptor type, f polypeptide (PTPRF), interacting protein (liprin), alpha 1 (gene PPFIA1). The transcript has 29 exons. Gene Ontology annotation, cellular component: presynaptic active zone. Gene Ontology annotation, biological process: synapse organization. Bases 1 to 3729 code for a protein of 1242 amino acids. The record is from RefSeq and is a predicted model, not a curated record. Gene Ontology annotation, molecular function: protein binding. Lineage: Eukaryota; Metazoa; Chordata; Mammalia; Macroscelidea; Macroscelididae.